UUUUACCAUGAUAUAUCAACACAGGCUGUCGUACUUCCCCGCCCCUUGAACGUAGCAGCACAAUCACACGGGGACCGACUGUUUCUGCGUGAUGGUGACAUUUCCGACAGUCGCUGAAUGCAGCAUCAGCUUCAUCCAGGCGAGCAUCUGUAGUAACGUUACAGUUGUUCAGUAGAGAGGAGGAGGAGGGCCGACCCACCCGUGGCAGAACCGGCAUACUUGGUUGAUGGUGCAACUUAACCGUCGGUUAAUGCUGCUCUGGACUGUCGAAAUUUGGUGAACAACAGCAACAACAACAGGUAAGCAAACAAGAGUGCUGACAUCUUUGUAGUGCGUUGCCAUGGAACAUGAACGCCUCUUUCUGAGAGCGGCGGCCGUUGGUGUCCAUAAUGGGCAGGGUGCGCGGCUAGCCUGCACUAGCAGCAGCUAGCAGUCAUUUUCACACCGACUGCAGCUUAUAUUUCACAUAAUUAGCUCAAAUGACAGUCAUUUUGCUUUCGGCUCUAUCGUCAUAAGAGCAAAUAUUAGCGUACAAAUAAUACAAAAUUCGUUUAAGGGUUUAUAUGUGAGAUUUAUCAUUGUUAUCACUGCUGAAUCAAUUGUCAACGUUGUCAAAGCCAAAACAGGACGUGUAUUGAUAAACAGUAGAACUGUAUGUGCAAGCCAGCUAUCAUAUGUGUACAACUGCAUGAUAGUCUUUACGUUUGCUAAGGCUGCUGAUUUACUUGUGUUAAUAACCAACGAGAAAGUCCCUGGAUUUACUGACGCUUUUUGGCAUGUAUGGAUGUGAGGAGCUUUGCCACUCAUUGUAUGGGACAGCUUGUGUUAGAAUGGCCAAGUCAAAGUCCAGACCUAAAUCCCAAAGAGCAUCUGUGGUAAGACUUGAAAAUUGCUGUUCACAGACGCUCUCCAUCCAAUCUGGCUGAGUUUGAGCUAUUUUGCAAAGAAGAAUGGGCAAAAAUUUCAGUCUCUUGAUGUUCAAAGCUAAUAAGAAUAAGAAUAACUUUAUUAAUCCCAGAAGGGAAAUUCAGUUGUCUGUUGUCUCACAUAAUAAUAUGUCUCCUAAAAAGUUAUCUACUGUUUACACAAGAGUUAUAAAGUCUAAUGGCUGUUGGUACAAAAGAUCUUCCGAAUCUUUCUGUCCUGCAGUGAAGAGAGAGGAGCCGUCCACCACCAUUAACCCUUAGGUCCAUCAAGGUGUUGUGAAGUGGGUGAUCCAUGCUCUUUAGAAUAGACUCCACCUUCCUCAGUGUAGAUCUCUCCAUCACAUCCUCCACUGAGUCCAGCUUGAGUCCUACCACAGAGCCAGCCUUUAGUAGAGACAUACCCCAAAAGACUUGCAGCUGUAAUUGCAGUGAGAGGUGGCUCUACAAAGUAAUAAUAUCUUUAAUAAUAAUAAUAACUUUAUUUGUAUAGCACUUUUACAAAACAGAUGUUUACAAAGUGCUUUGACAUGUAGUCGUAAAGCACAUGGAAAAGACAAAUAAAAACAAAAAGCUCAGUAAAAACGGAAUUGAAGGCCAUUUUCAUAUGUCAUGAGGAACCCAGACAAUACAAGAACCAUGCAACAUAAAAUGAGACCAUGAGGACCAAAAUAAAAACAUAAAAUAGUUUAAAAAAAGGAAAAUGCAAUUAAAGGGAGGACGUAAGCAUUGACACAGGGGGGCUGAAUACAAAGGCACACCACACUUUUCAGAUUUGUAUUUGUUUAAAGUUUUGAAAACCAUGAAUCAUUUUCGUUACCAUUCACAAUUAUGUGCUACUUUGUGUUGAUCUAUGACAAAAAAUCUCAAUAAAAUACUUUUAAGUUUGUGGUUGUAGAGUGACAAAAUGAGAAAAAUUUCAAGGGGCGUGAAUACUUUUUCAAGGCACUAUAAGUAAAGGCCAUAUACAUAUGUCAUUUAAAGAGCAAACAUUACCAAACGCUUUGCAAUAAAAAGGCAAAACUCAGAGAUUGGGAAGAAAAAACUAAUUGGAAAAAAAGGCUCAUCAAUUGCCAGUUGAAAACAGUUUCAAAGUUUAAGAGCUUCCACCUCAAAACCACAGCCUCCUUCAAUUUGAAAUCUGGUGUGAGUCUGAUCUGAAGACCUCUCGGGUUCUGCUGGAGUUUUCUGGCUUCAGCAGCUAUUUGACAGAAGCAGGUGCUUGAACCAAUGCUAAGACGUGAAGAGGGGGGUCACAUGAAGCAGCAGUAUCUUAAACAGCUAGUUCAAAGAAGGUGAAGAGAGAGCUAGGAGUAAUCUAGUCGAUGUUUGAGGCUUCUCUAAGCUAUAACUCUGCUGAGAAACAGUCUGAACUUUAUAUUUUUCAGAUAAAUUAGGAUGAGUAUAGCUAUUGUAAACAUACACAAAUGAUACUGCACUGAUUGGAAACUCUAGGUUGGUAUGCAGUAGAAGAGUAAAGAUGCAGUAUGAAUAAGGUUGAUUUAAGGUCUUGUCUGUGUCCCAAUCAGAAAUGUCUCUGUUAAGCUCUGUGUUUGUUUAGCAUUCUUCUCAUAGUGCAAAAAAAAACAUUCAUAGGGUUGAAUCAUUCAGUUCACCUAAAAAGAGAUUGAUAGUAAAUUUUAGAAGCUAAUCUUUUAUAGUAAACUUCUUUUGUGUAAUCAGCUGUGUUUUGUCUGUGUUAGCAUACAAAGAAAGGAGCUUUUGUAUUCUGUUCAGUGCAGGCUAAGCCCAAGGAGCACAAAGUCAGCAUGAGUGUGAUAAGGUUAAUAGUGUGUGUAGGCUUUUUAAUCACACAUUAAGAGCAGACGUGGCCUCAGUGGUGCUACAGUCCAGUCAUGUCAGAGUGACUAAACCUCGGGGCAUUAUCCGUAGCCUAUUUGUGGAGGAAAAUCAAUUCCCUUUGUGAGGAGAAGGCUGUUCUUGCAUUAAACAUUAACAAAAUACCCAGUCAUAUCAGCAGCCAGUCAGCACUUUUUGAUCACAUUAAAGCCGAUUUUGCGUUUGAGAGAACUCUGAAAUAAUGUUUCUCUUCUUUAUGAGCUUCUCUCAGAACUGCUCAUGGAUGAGAUGGAUGUGUUUCACAGAGGCACACACGUACAAAAUUAUGCAAUUCAUCAUCAGUUUGAUGAAUCAUCUGUGAGUCCCUUCACAGAGCUCAGUUUCCUAUCAGCCACUGCAGAUCAGUUUCACUGUUCUGAAUUAUGAUCACUUUUUCUCACAUUUCUCUCUGCAUUGGCUGUUUGCAUUGUUCUUCUCUGUUUAUUUAUCAUUAUCAGCUUUCAUGCAGCACUCACUGUCCUGCGACUAAGUGGGUCAUUUUGUGCUAUAAAAGCAGAUGUUCAGAUGUUCAGACCCGGGUGCCCUCUGUGGCCCUUUUUUUCCUUCUGGGUGCAUAAAUAUCACAGCUGUUGAUUUGGUCGCAUUUUCUCUGAGUUUAAAGAGAACAAAUAAAGAUCCUUUGCCAUGCUUUAGAUCGUUUACAUUCAUUAUAACUUCAAUAACAGUUUGACUUGAGGCUAAUCCUGUUUGUUUAUACUCACAAUAAAAUACCCCAGACAUUUAAACAAGCUUGUUUGUCCAUGUGAGCAUGGCUGCUUUUAGCUGUUAGCAAAUGUUAGUCCUUUAGGAAUAGAAGUAUUUGCACAUGGAUUAUGUGUGCACCUGAGGUAAUACUCGUUACAUCAUGUUUAUGUGUCAAGGAUGUUUGAGGUUUGACACUUGCCUCCAGGUUGUUUGCUGACUCUUUGAAUUCACAGGUUAUAUUUCCUCUCUUUUUGCCUUGUCACUCUUUCUGCCUCCGCUCUCCUCGCUGUGCACAGUCGUCAUGGCGGAAGCCCACCAGGCCGUGGCCUUCCAGUUCACGGUCACCUCGGAGGGCAUCGAUCUGCAGCUGUCCCAUCAGGCCCUCACUGAGAUCUACCUCUCAGGUGUGCGCUCAUGGAAAAAACGCAUCAUCCGACUUAAGGUAUAUCUUCUUUGGCUGUCAAACUCCUGUUCUGCUGUGAAGUUUGUUUAUACUUAGCCUUUGUCUCUGUCCCAAAACUGUCUAUAAAAAUCUCUGUCAUCCUGACUGGGUGCCUCUCUCGCUCUCCUGGUUUGCACUGCUCUUUCUCCUUCUUCUCACUGCAUGUCAGCACUUGCAUUUGAAUCAGAGCAGCACACAGAGGAAUAUUUUAAGUAUUUUGUUCAAUCAGCUUUUAUUUUUGUUCUUCUCAGUUGGCAGAUUUGAUGCAGGUUUUUGUUUUAAGCAGAGCUCUCAUUAAAAGACAAAAAUGACAGCCUGCUCUCAUUGAGUGUAUCCCCAUUGUUAAGCAUGCAAUUGAUCAAUAGUAAGGAGUGUUGCGCUUUAUGGUGCGUUUUCCCCCCUCGUGCUUUUAAAGCGAUGCUUGAUGUGUGAUCGUGCCUUUGCUGUCGCAGCUCCUAAACUUUGGAAUAACCUGCCUCGGCACAUCAGACAGGCCUCCUCUUUGCCUGUUUUUAAAUUCCGUCUUAAGACCCACCUCUUCUCCUUGGCUUUUAACACCCAGUAGGAGGUUGACUUCAUUUAUUUUAUUUUAUUGAUUUUAUUUAUUGUGUUUGUUUUUAUUUGAUUGUACUGUGUUUUCUCUCAUUUUAUUUUUACCUUAUCUAUUGUGCUUCCGUUGUGUUAUUUAUUGUAUUUUUAUCUUGCUGUGCAGCACUUUGGAAACUUUGCGUUUGCUUAAAUCGUGCUGUAUAAUAAAAUGGAUUGGAUUGGAUAAAGUCAGUCAUACAUUCUUAACUGCAUGUUCAUUGUUUUUUUGUUUUUUAAUCCCGUCUUACACAGGGCAAAUUAAGGUUAUGCAUCUAGCCAUCACUGUGCAUGACAGGAAGAAUGGGCUUUACAACCAGUCUGCUCUUUUUUUUCUUCUUCAUUCAUACAGAACAGUGUGAUGACAGGAGUCUAUCCUUCCAGUCCAUCCUCCUGGCUGUUUGUGGUCAUAGCAGUACUGGCUACCAUGUACACUCGCUCUGACCCCUCCAUGGGACUCAUCGCCAAAAUACAAGAGCACCUGCCUGUCAGGUAACAUGAACGACGAGCCUGUGAAAUGGCUGAAGUCGAAUGAUAAUGUCAUGAUUCACACAAAGAGAUCUUUAAAGAUGUUUAAUGAGGUUCACAUAGUCCCUCUUAUUUCCCUUCCUUUGUUUCUGCUUUAUUUAAAUGACUCGAUAUUACAAUACAACUGUGAAACAGCCAGAUCUUGAAAUACUUGAAAUAAGUGUUGGUUUCUUCUCAUUGAUCCGCAUUUGUGCUUUCUGUUUUCCUCAAUUUUGUUCCUUCCAUUUCUUUUUUUUUUUCAAAGUUUUUUAUUUGUUUCACUCACUGUUGUUUUCUCCCCCUCUUUCCCCUUUUACAUCCCUCCCUCUGCUUCAACCAUUUACAGCCAGUCCAUGAGCACUCAGUGCCAGGCGUUGGUGUCAGCGGUGGUCUUCAGCACAAUGCUUUGGCUCCUCCUCAUCCUCACCAUGCGUUUGUGCCUCAAGCAGCUCCUCUCCUACCACCGCUGGAUGUUCGAGCAGCACGGCAAGAUGUCCAACACAACCAAAGUCUGGGUGGUCAGUGUUGUUUCUCACAAUUUUGUUAUUUAAUUCUCCCCCUAGUCUCUUUUCUUUUAGAAUUAAUCCUCAACUUUGAGUUGACUUGUGGAUGGUAAAAGCUGAAAUACUGAGCCCUUUGUAUGUCCUCACCUUAGUACGCUGACUGUGUGUCUCUGCCAGGCGCUGGUGCGGAUCUUUUCUGGCAGGAAGCCUCUGCUCUACAGCUACCAGGGGUCUCUGCCAAACCUGCCUGUGCCGGCCAUCAAGGACACUGUGAAGAGGGUGAGACGUCACAGAAAGCAAAGGAAAUGACAACACGCUGAGAUCUGACCACAAAACAGAUGGAUAGUUUUCUCACAUUCAUCCUUUUUCUGCCUCUUUUGCUGCGAAAUUUCCACCUUUUAUUGUCAGACUUUUAGUUUAAAAAAAAAAAUGUUUUCAAUGUAUUUUGCUGCAUUAAAAUGCAUAAUACCAACCAUUUUAGCUUCAGCUUUUUGGCAUGAGGCUUUUAAUGUUGUGUCUGUAGAAUCAGAUGUAGCACUAGUGGUAGGAGACACAUCUACUUCUCCGACUGUGGGCGUUAAUUUAUGCAAAUUUAUUGGUGAUGAACCUUUCUCUUUGUUUCUCUGUUAAGUAGAGUAUUGCUAAUGCACACAUUUAGAGGACUGCUGUAAUGCUCCUCUUCCUGGUCUACCAAAGAAUGCAAUAAACCAGCUGCAAUCAAUUCAAAAUGUUGUAGCAUGAGUGCUGACAAAGACCGGGAGAAGAACACACAUUUCCCAAAAUUUCAGAUCUUCACUCUAGCUGUGUGUUAGUUUUGUAUUGAUUAUAAAAUUAAUAUAUUGUUCAACCUACUGAUAUCUUAUUGCUGUUGGUGUAUUAGUCUCUACUUCUGAACCCACUUCUGUGGGUUUUUUUUUUGUCAUUUUAUGAGUCUUUGUUGUUUUCUAUGAAAUGUCUAAGAAGGUGCUUGGAUUUAUUGACAUUCUUUAACCACUAGAGGCUUCUCUAACAUUGCUUAAUUGAUUCUGAUUCUUUUUUCAGUACUUGGAAUCUGUGCGUCCGCUAAUGGACGACCAAAAGUACGAACGUAUGACCCAGCUAGCGGCAGAGUUCGAGAGCAGCCUGGGUAACCGCCUGCAGUGGUACCUCAAACUCAAAGCUCUGUGGGCCUCUAACUAUGUAAGUGGUCGACCCACAGCGUCCUAGCUACAUGUGUCACUCAUAAACCCAAAGCAAAGCAGUUAGAUGGAAAUCUAAAAUUCCAUUAACAAUGUAUUUCUUUGUGGGGUUGUGUGGUUUGAAUAAUUUAUCCUGUCUGAAUAUGUUAGUGAUUUGAGUGCCAUUUGGCUGCAGUGUUCGCUUCCUCUCUAAGUGUUGUACAUGUGUGUGUUUAAUUCUUUAGGUAAGCGACUGGUGGGAACAAUAUGUGUACUUGCGUGGACGGGGCCCAAUUAUGGUCAACAGUAACUAUUAUGGCAUGGUAUGAGAAUGAUUUGAUUUGCUGCUGCUUAUACAUCAGACUGACUAUGUUAAAUGUUCAGUUUGAUUGAUGAUCUCUGAUGUUUCUCCUCCUCUUCUCUCCUCAGGACUUCUUGCAUGUGACUCCCACUCCCAUCCAGGCAGCUCGGGCUGGAAACACCAUUCAUGGUUUCUUCUUAUACCGCCGCAAACUCAACAAAGAAGAGCUUCAGCCGGUGAGUUCACCUGCCAAACAGCCCAUGUGCUCCUUUUGAAAACAGAGGUGUUCAUCAUUCACAUCUCUUUGCCAUGGCAACGGAACACUCCAAGAAUCAAUGUGUCGCAUUUUUAGACAAUAUUUCACCAGUUCAGCCUCCAAAUGUGACUCUCCUGAAAUGAAUCACGGUUGUAAUGUGUGCUUGUGUUAAGGUUUGCGAGCAUCAUUCAUCCAUCCCUGUUUGUGUGCCAUAACUGUUUAUGAUGGUUAGCAUGUGUGUCACCUGUUUUUCAGUUUCCCUUGUGUUCUCAUACCAUUCUCACCUCUCAUCCUUUUUUAUCUCUUGCUUGUUUCAUCUUUUUUUUCCACCUUUGUUUCCUCUUCCACAAACAUCUUUUUUUUCCCCUUUUACUCUCCAUUUCCUUCACUUCUCUCCUCUGUUCUCCCACCUUCACCUUUGUCCUUCCCAGAUUCUUGUCCCCGGCAUUUCCAUUCCUCUGUGUUCAGCUCAGUGUGAGCGGCUGUUCAACACCACACGCAUACCUGGAGUGGAGACGGGUAAAGAGACUGACCUGUACACACAGUAGAGAGCUCUGUGAAAGACAGUGAGCCUGUUUUGUCUGAGUCAUAAAACAGCUGCUGUACAGCACAUCCUGCCUCGCUCAUCCACCUCUGCUCGCCUUCUCCUUUCCAUCAGGGCUGUCUGGGUGUCUAGAAAGAGUCUGUUUCUAAGUAAUUCCUGUUUUCUUCUGCCCACGCAAUUUUAUUCUCAUCUCCUCUUCUCUCUCCUUCUUGGUUUUCUUUCUAUUUCAUCCCAACACUCUGCUCCCUUUUUUAUCAUCCUUUUUUUUCUGUUUCUUUCUUUCUUUCCCCUUAUUUUGUUUCGCUCUGGUCCAUCCUACUUUUUCCUGCUCAGUUAUUGAUGAGGUCUGCAGUUCCUUGCUGUUCCUAUCAGUUUGAGCGGAUGUUUGAUACUUGUCGAAUCCCUGGGACACUGACAGGUAGUUUUUGUUUUUAUAAAACUCUCAGUCAUUGUUCAAAAUCUUAAUUUUUCAAACCAGUUUGGUAAAACUGGAAAUGUGUGCAGAGUAUAUUUAUAUCAUUAGUUUGAUUAAGCUCAUGAAUAGUAGGAUACAUCCCUUCUAUAGACCUCCAGACUUAUUCGUUGGACGAGAUAGACCAGGCUGACCUAAAACUGUCCAUUAGAGUUUUAUUGUUAAAGGAGAAUCCAUCAUUCAUUCAGCUUUUUAGACAAUUUAUUGAGUAGAGUCAGAUCACAGAAUCUCCCUGUCAUCUAUUCCAGCAGCAGGAGCUGCUUUGUUUCACAGCGUGUAAGGGAACAAAGACUCUAACACUUGAACUAGAAACUCAAACCUAUAUACCCCAGAAAAAAUUGUGCAGCUAGCAGUUCUUGAAUUUCUCAAGGUCUUUAUGAGCCCCCUUUUGACCAUUAAACACAUUAGAUGGUCAUUAAAGACAACCGCUCUGUAAUUCCAGGCUGUUAAAUGAUGACCCACCUUUUACUUUAUCUCUGUGCUGAACAAUUAAAACAGGCUCUUAUGUUUUUACUGAGCAAAGGUAUGUGUUCCUCUUUAGGUGCCGCAUUCCUUUGAUAGGCAGUGUAACAAAAAACAUUAUGUCUUUAGCAACUGAAAACUAAGUGGAAUCUAUUAACACUCAGAGACAUUAAAAACCUCUGCUGUUAUACCCAUAUUUAACCUAUAAUGCUUAGAGCGAAUGCAGUCUAUGCUUGAGGUCGAUCAGUAACGUUACUGCACCACGAUGGGAAUGAAGAGCCUUAAUCUCAACUCUUAUUAUCAUGUUAAGCUGUGAUUUAAGAAAUGUUCAAAUAACUAAAUGCUUCAAGCAAAAAAUAUAUAUAUAAAGAGAGAGAGAGAAAUUUCAAGCUUUUUCCAUUUUGUUAAAAAAAAAGUGAAUGAUUUUGGUAAUCCUCCUCUGAUUUUAUUCAAAGCCUGUAUAUUCACACAGUUCGGCAGAUGACAUCCUUAUCUCUGAUGUCUUAAGCUGGCAUGUUCAUUGAAUUAGUACAUAAUAUGUUCAUACUUUUGUAACACACUUUCUUUUUGUGUGUGUGUGUGUGUGUGUGUGUGUGUGUGAAGACACGGUCCAGCACUGGCAGGACAGCGACUACGUAGCAGUUUACCACAGAGGGCGCUACUUUCGCCUCAAGGUGUACCAGGCAGGCAGACUCCUGUGCCCCAGAGAGAUUGAAUUCCAGAUCCAGAGGAUCCUUGAUGACCCAUCACCGCCCUGCCAAGGCGAGGUCUAUCUGGGGGCUAUGACUGCUGGAGACAGGUCAGUUUAACAAACCAGCACAUGUCAGUUUUAAAGACUUAUUAUGUGUCCUGAUGUUGUUUAAUGAUCUCUAUUUCCUGAAAUGUAUUUCCUAGAAUCCCAUGGGCAAACACCAGGACAAAAUAUUUCAGCAGUGGAGUCAACAAACGGUCUCUGGACUGCAUUGAGAAAGCCGCCUUCUUCGUAACCCUGGAUGAUGAUGAACAGGGCAUGAUGGGAGAGGACCCAGUAGCUAGCUUAGACCGUUAUGCUAAAUCCUUGUUACAUGGCAAAUGUUAUGACAGGUAACUUACUGCUUAACCGAACAUGUCAAUAUGGAACUGUUGAACUUGUAUUUGAGGUUGUUGAAGUGGUGUAAUAAUCUCCGUCCUCCUGCAGAUGGUUUGACAAGUCAUUCUCAGUGGUUUACUUUAAGAACGGAAAGACCGGAGUAAAUGGAGAGCACUCAUGGGCUGACGCACCUGUGUUGGCACACUUGUGGGAGGUACAGACCUGAAAAAAAUGUCGCUCACUGGUAUUUGUGUUCUGAGAAGAACCUUCUCUAAAAAAAGGAUUGUGUAUUCCCAGAGCACGCUGGCCACUGACGUCUUCCAGCUUGGUUACAAUGCAGAGGGUCACUGCAAAGGUGAUAUAGAUUCAUCCUUACUACGACCACAGAAACUAGAGUGGGAGAUCCCUCCAGAGGUAAGUUAUCCACAUUCAAACAUUUCCCUGAGCACCUCUACGUCUUUUGCAUCAUAUCUCAUAUCUGAUCAUAUUUCAGUGCUGACAGUAAACACGUAAGAAAACUGCCAUUAUUCUGAUUUUCAACAAAUACUUUAGCACAUAAGCAGUUUUUGUUAGUUUUGUUGUUUAUGUUGAGAGACAGCAGCAUCAAUACUCUUUUAAUGCGUUUAAUGACAAUGUUGAGCAACGUCAAAAUGUGGGGAAACAGAAGGUCGUAGAUAAGCUAAUCAAUAGAGGUGGGAGAAAAACUCAAUUCACAUAAGUAUCAUGAUUUUUUGUUUUACAAUUUUUAAAUCGAUUUUUUUGCUUCAAAACCUUUUUUUUUUUUUUUUUUUCAAAUUUAAGAAUAAAUCUUAUGUGAUGUGUAUUUUUGGGGAAAUAUGGUUCCUGGAAUAGUCAGUAGACAAUCAUAAUCAUGCAGCGGUUUCACUGGUGUUAAAAAUGCAGACUAAAAAUCGAGAAAAUUGACGAUAUCGUGGAAUCACAAUUUAAAUCGAAUCGGCAUCCAAAAAAACGUACACGAAUUAAAUCGGGGAAAAAAAGCAUAUCGUUCCAGCCCUACUAAUCAAUUUUCGAAAUAUGCAGGUUUUUUAACGGCAAUGAUAAGAAUUUACUGGAUCAAUAUCAAGCUCUUUUUUUUUUGGCUAAAUAUGAUUAUAACAGGAGUAUAUAAUUAGCCUAGCUUAGCAUAAAUAUAGAGCAGGAGCAUGGCUUUAUCCAGAGGUCAAAAUUUAAACUAAUGUUUAGUUAUCUGUCAACUUGUCAAAGAUACAAAAACUAGAUACCAUUUUUUUCUUUAAGAUUCCAUCUGUCAUCUGUGCUGGUUUACAUCCAGGCAACAUCGCAUUAUAACAUUCAGACUGUAGCCACUAAUCCAAGGUAGAGUCCGGACUAGUUGCAGGUGGCCCAACUACAGCUUAGCCUGGUGUAAAAAUAGAAAUAAUUUGUUGAACUGUCUCAUAAUUCUGGUGCUGACUAGCAAAGGGGGACAAUGUUUAAUAAUUUAUUUGAUGAGUUGCACAAAUUCCCACAUGCAGUCUCUGGCUUAAUGGUGUCUACACACGAGAGUUCAACUUUGAGAAACACUCGGCAAGAAACAGAAAAUGAAUUCGUAAAAAUAAGUUUCGGCUCUAACAUACAUUUUACUCUGACCUAAAAACAUAAGGCAUGGCGUUUAUUUUAUGGAACAACAGUGCAGUGGUUUGAGGUGCCCAGGUCAGGUUGAAGUAAAUCAUUUUGGUGUGUUUGUUUCAGUGCGAGGAGCAGAUUACUAAAUCUCUAGAAGUGGCCCAGGCCCUGGCUGACGAUCUGGACUUCCACGUUUUCGUCUUCAGAGACUUUGGCAAAGGGAAGAUCAAGAAGUGCAAAGUCAGUCCAGAUGCCUUCAUUCAGAUUGCUCUUCAGCUAGCUUACUACAGGGUGAGUCUACCUCUUAAAUAUAAGGCAGUACAUUACAUUCAUGCAUUGCAUUGAGGAAGGCUGUCUGUCUGUGUACAGAUCAUUUUGACAUGUUUAGGGGCUCAGUGUUUUCCACCGCGUUGAGUUUGUUUUCUGUAUUCCAGUACCGUGGGACAUUUUGUUUGACAUACGAAGCCUCCAUGACCCGUCUGUUCAGGGAGGGCAGGACUGAGACAGUUCGAUCCUGCACCAAUGAGACCAGUGCCUUCGUACGAGCGCUGGAGGGUGGAGAGGUGAGUCCGUGACAGCAGGCUUGUGAAGGGAAAGAGACACAGGCAGGUGCAGUGAGCAGAGGUGUGAGUCGGUGCAAAUAGUGGUGUAAGUUUUGGAGGAAGGAGAGCAAGUUAAAAUUGUUUCGCUAACACGCUGAAUCAUGAGUGAUAAAUUAGAGUUGAAAAGAGGAGUAAAACCAGUGAUAUAAUAUUUGCAGGACACAACUCCUCCUGUCUUAUGACCCUUCAAGAGUUUCAAUAACAGCCAUAUGUAAACUGGAUUUAGAGUGUUUCCACUACGUCAUCUCUGUUCUCACCUCCUGAUUUUAAUGCAUUUAAAGCUCCUGCCUGCCUAAUUACUUACACCAGGGGCUUAGAGAAAAGGUUGUUUCAAGGCCGUAAGAUUAUACCGACUUCAAAUUAAUUUAACUACAUGAGGACAGGGUUUCACACGUCAUUUAAGUCCUCUGCAGAAGCAGAAUCUUCCUAAGACUCAUUAUAAGAUAUACAGUAUUAUUCAACACACUCUACUGGUUUUUGAUGUAUGUCAUAUCCCAUGUUUACUCUCCACCAGGCAGCAGAUGUGUGCAGGCGUUUGUUCCGCGCAGCAUCUGAAAAGCACCAACACCUCUACCGCAUGGCGAUGACCGGAGGAGGUAUCGACAGACACCUCUUCUGUCUCUACGUGGUGUCCAAGUACCUGGGAGUAGAGUCUCCUUUCUUAAAAGAGGUGGAAUAUCUUUUUUUUUCACUCUGUUUGCAUUUAUUCAUUUACUUCUGUCAAAAAGCCCAAAAAGCAGAGGCUGCAGCAAACUGAUGCCGUGACUUCUUGUGUGUACUCCAGGUGUUGUCAGAGCCCUGGCGGCUGUCCACCAGUCAGACUGCCAUGCAGGUGCAGAUGUUUGACUUAGUUAACCAUCCAGAGUACAUCUCCUGUGGAGGGGGCUUUGGACCGGUCAGUGCUCUCUUGUGUCUCUGCAUUCAGACUGUCAUUUAGCAGCCAUGAUUAUAAAUGCUGCCUGUUCCUCUUCCAGGUGGCUGAUGAUGGUUACGGGGUUUCCUACAGUAUUUGCGGAGAGAACAGGAUUAACUUCCACCUCUCCUGCAAGCACUCAUGUCCAGACACGGUGGGUCUAUAAAUUUUAUUUUAUUUGUCAAGUUUUAUAUUUUCAAAAUUCAAGAAAAAUAGAUUGUUUCUUCUGGAAACUGUUGACUAUAUUGCAUUCCCACAAGCAAUGAAAAAGGUGUAAAUAAAGAUAUUAAUGCUACCUUGCAUGAGAAAAGUGUCUUAUUUAAACAUGAAUUUCUUCAUUCUUCUUCCAGGAUGCUCAUGAGUUUGGUGCUGAGAUCCAGAAAGCUCUACACGAUCUGUUAAAACUGCUGAGCCCUCACCAAAAUGAGUCCAACAAGACGGAGGAGAAACCUUCAGAGGUCAAGAAAGACCUGUAGGGGGUCACUCAGGGAAAGAGGAUGCUGAAGGGAAGUUGUGCAAACCUGGAGUUAGGAAAGACAAAUUUUUUCCAUCAUGCAUUAGGAGAACUUGAAGCCUGCCACAUGAUAUUACAGGGAUGGCUUCACAAGGAAUCAGAUGAAAUAGAGGUAACUUUUUUAACGGAGCCGCAUCUGUCUUUGUGUUUGUUUCUUAACUGUGAGAAAGGUGUGUGAGAAGGAAGGUCCAUAGAAAUAAUAAAUGAUGAAUAAUGAUUUAUGUAGGAGCCAGCUUCUGCAGAUCCAAGAAAAAUAAUUAUCCUAAAAGUCAUUUUUAGGGAAGGUUAGUGAAAAGAAUGGCAUAGUUUUGCAAAACAUUUUGGUACACUACAGAAAGGAGUGUAAAAAAGUUUGUCAUUGUGAGAUACUGAGCAGAGUUUUAUCCAACAAGAUAAAUCCAAGAUAAGUUUGGGAAAUAUUUUCAUGAUUUUGCAUCGCGACAGUAUUAUUUUGACAUGCCAAGUCAUUUCUUGAAAAUGGUUAAAUUUUAAAACAGAUUAUCAUAAAUUCUUGGUCAUUUUUUUGUAAAAGAUUUUCAUGAUUUUUAGAUCACUUUUUAUUUUCAUUUAAAACAUAAUCAUGACACCCUGUUUUUUAAACAGCAGAGGACACUAUCUGCCUUUGACUUCUCUGUCUCUCCAUUUCUUCUCUUACAUCGGUAGCUGAGACAGAUAUGUAUGUUGCAGCAGGUUUGAGGAUGCACUGCCAGUGUUUCCCACACACGCGGUAACUGCAACUUGCCAAAGUACAUUCACUGAUCAUUUAAGCCUUUUUUUUCUUCUUUUAUCCAAAGAUUUCUGCCUUCUAUUGAUAAACUAGUGAGUGAUUUCCCUCUUACUCUACUCCUGGCUAGUAGUCUCAACAGUCACAGGUAACAGUGAAACAUUAAAACAAAGCAUCAGCCUCUGCUGAUACACCAAACCUUUUUGUUUGUUUGUUUUUUUAUUUUCUUUUGCAGUCGCAGUAAAAUGGACAAUUUUAUGGAGCAAUGUUAUCCCUUAAACUUAAAAACAAACAGUGAGUGUAUCAUUACAUCCCAAAUACAGAGUCAGUCUGAAAAAUGUCUAAAUAAUUUCAAUAUUUUGUACUUUAUUAUUAGAGAAAUUGUCUCAUAAUGACAUAGGCUCUUAUCUUUUCAAAGUAUUCAGAUGAAUUUGAAAAACAGGGGUUUAUUUGUGUCUUGUUUGUUGUACAAUCAUUGAAAAAGUGAACAUUUUGGCAUAGUGUUAUUUUUAAGAAGCCAGUAUGAGCUGUACUCCUCUUAAAGAUAGAAAAGACAGUCUUCACUUUUGGAUUAGGUGUGUUGGAUGUACAGUAGGCUUGGACAGAUUUGAUAGUUUUGUGCCAUAAAUUUUCAUUUGUAUUAGUUCUUUGAGCAAAGUUAAAAGUGUGUGAUACAAUGCAGGACUGUUGAGGUUACGAGUCGCCAUCAGCUGAAGGUAACUUUCUAUCCCAGUGACACCAGGUAUUUAAAAAUCUUGGAAGUCUGUGACUUCUCAGUGUUUACUUAUACUUAGAUUUGCUUAUUACAAAACUGUGAUUGUAAUGCUGUACUGAGAAUGCCAGGCUAUUUAUUUACAUGGUGAAAUGAUUUCACUCUAAUAAACGUGUAUGUUUGUAUUCUAUUAGGUGCCACAUCAACCAGGAGUAAUUUAUUUUUAAAACCAUGACUAAACUGAACAUUCAGUGUUUUGGCAUUUCAGAAGUAACAGGUUAUUUUAAAGACUAUAAAUGAACUGAAAAUAUGUAUCACUGCCUUCUAUUCAUGUAAUUUGUUUUUCAUUCAUGAUUUUGAACAAGUACCACAAUAAUGCAAACUUCGUGUAUAAAACAAGUUUGAAGUCUCAGUCAGUGCUGCAGGUCAGAUGUGGAUUAUGUUUCAUGUGACAUUUUGUAGCCAAGCCAUCAGAUUGAAGGGAUGGCGUGUGAGCCGUGACGCAGAUUCCUCUGAUGUUUUCCUUUAAUUAUUGCCUUUACUGUUUCACUCCACAUCAGUUGAGCUUGUUGUGUUGGUUUUUUUAAUGCAGUAUAUACAAGGGAGCAUAAAGUCCUUCUUAAAGAUAAAA
Molecule: messenger RNA, 15445 nt
Organism: Xyrichtys novacula (pearly razorfish)
Lineage: Eukaryota; Metazoa; Chordata; Actinopteri; Labriformes; Labridae
Source: the annotation of a GenBank genome assembly